GAACCGUGUACUCCUGUCACUGGGUUACUCUGCACCUUCAGCGUGUAUUAUCAGUGAAAAUGGCGAGCUGGUGUGUACGAGCUGUGAGACAGAGUUACUCUGUUGUAGCAUCUCCUUCAUUAAUAAGGGCGUCCCCACGGUUCCUAUGUACAGCGGCCCAACAGAAGAACGGCCAGGGGUCAGAGGAGGACCAGAAGGCUGAGCAGAGCCCUGCAGAGAAGAUUCUGGAAGAGAAGUGCCAGCUGGAGGAGCAGCUCAAACAGAUCACGGACAAGUACAAGCGGGCGCUUGCAGACACUGAGAACCUGCGGACAAGGAGUCAGAAGAUGGUGGAAGAUGCAAAGUUGUACGGAAUCCAGGGGUUCUGCAAAGACCUGCUGGAGGUGGCGGACAUUUUAGAGAAGGCAACUGAGAGCGUGCCCAAGGAGGAGGUGUCUUCUCAGAAGAAUCCUCACCUGAAGAACCUGUACGACGGCCUGGUGAUGACUGAGACUCAGAUCCAGAAGGUGUUCAUCAAGCACGGCCUGGUCAAACUGAACCCAGAUGGGGGGCAGAAGUUCAACCCGUACGAACACGAGGCUCUAUUCCAUGCCCCCGUGGAGGGCAAAGAGCCAGGCACGGUAGCCAUAGUAACCAAAGUGGGUUACAAGCUCCAUGGGCGUACCCUGCGUCCAGCAUUGGUGGGUGUGGCCAAAGCCCCUUAAAAAAAAAAAAAGAGAGAGAUUCAGUUCUGCUUUGAUCAUGUUCUCGUGCAGGCUGCCUGGGUGACAGAUCGUAUUGGCUAAAUCAGGGUGGUCGAAGACACGCCCCCCCCCCCCCCCCAACCCUACCGUUGUCUCAAGAGGCAAGACUAUUACUGUGGACAUCAUGACCAAUCAGUGUGUUCUGAUCUCAGCAGUGGUCCUCCACCUUUAUUUUAAAAGUAUGUCACUGAAAUACAGAAAGAGAUAAGAACCUGGGUUUGGCACACUUAUGUACAUAACUGUUUUAGUGUGAUGUACAGGGACGGCUCUGUGUACUCAAUAAUUCCUUUUCAUAAAUAAAGUUCUAGUGAAUGUGGGUAACAAAGUGUUACACAACAUAGUGAUGCUGUAUUCAAGUUUGUCUGAAAUGCUUCUGACUUAAGUCACAAUAUUUUUUUUUAGCUGAUAUAGUACAGUAGAAACCUGAGGUUGUCAAAUUGUAAACUGGCAUGGUGAAAUCUUGUGCAGAUUCCCCAAAGAUGAACAAUGCUCAUGCUGAGCCAUGGAUUUUAAGUCAACUGAACGAUGUACCUCGCGACUGGCAUAUUGACCGGUAAAGUAGUUCAUUAGCUAGUUCAUCUAACAACUUGUUUGAACUGAAUGCUCUGUAGACUAGUGCCUGGACAGCAGCAUCUUAUUAAACAGGUGAAUUUUGAA
Molecule: messenger RNA, 1400 nt
Organism: Esox lucius (northern pike)
Lineage: Eukaryota; Metazoa; Chordata; Actinopteri; Esociformes; Esocidae
Gene: grpel1
Product: GrpE-like 1, mitochondrial
Exons: 4
Coding region: 60-704 (214 amino acids)
Biological process (GO): protein import into mitochondrial matrix; protein folding
Cellular component (GO): PAM complex, Tim23 associated import motor
Molecular function (GO): protein homodimerization activity; protein-folding chaperone binding; adenyl-nucleotide exchange factor activity
Source: RefSeq, a predicted model, not a curated record